Messenger RNA from Eptesicus fuscus (big brown bat), 1386 nucleotides. RefSeq names its product aurora kinase C (gene AURKC). The record is from RefSeq and is a predicted model, not a curated record. NCBI's taxonomy places the organism in Eukaryota, Metazoa, Chordata, Mammalia, Chiroptera, Vespertilionidae. Bases 166 to 1080 code for a protein of 304 amino acids. Gene Ontology annotation, biological process: regulation of cytokinesis; mitotic spindle organization; protein phosphorylation. Gene Ontology annotation, cellular component: spindle microtubule; chromosome passenger complex; spindle midzone. The transcript has 7 exons. Gene Ontology annotation, molecular function: ATP binding; protein kinase activity.
CCGGGGAGCUCCCGAACCGCAGGUGAGUCGUUGAGGAGCCUCCAGGGGGCGCCCCGAGGCCGCGGCGGCAGCUGGUUGUGACUGGAAGAGCGUCAGCCCGAGGGUAACCUCCUGAGGCCCCGGUUCCGGUCAGCCGGACUCGCCCCGCCGCCCUCUCCUCUGCCCAUGAGUGUCUCCCAGGCUGCGGCGACCUCGGGCGAGGCGCGGCCCGCAGCAGCUGCAGAGGGCCCACCGCUGGCCAGCGCGCCCACCGGCCGGAGCCUCACCGUCGAUGACUUCGACAUCGGGCGUCCUCUGGGCAAGGGGAAGUUUGGGAACGUGUACCUGGCUCGGCUCAAGCAGAGCCAUUUCAUCGUGGCCCUGAAGGUCCUCUUCAAGUCGCAGCUGGAGAAGGAAGGGAUGGAGCACCAGCUGCGCAGGGAGAUCGAGAUCCAGUCGCAUCUGCAACACCCCAAUAUCCUGCGCCUGUACAACUACUUCCAUGAUGAGCGUCGUGUGUACCUGAUCCUGGAAUACGCGCCCCGGGGCGAGCUCUACAAGGAGCUGCAAAAGAGCCACACGAUCGAUGAGCAGCGUACGGCCACGAUCAUGGAGGAGCUGGCGCACGCUCUGGCCUACUGCCACGAGAACAAGGUGAUCCACAGGGACAUUAAGCCAGAGAACCUGCUUCUGGGGCUGCUGGGGGAGGUGAAGAUCGCGGACUUCGGCUGGUCUGUGCACACCCCCUCGCUGAGGAGGAAGACGAUGUGCGGGACUCUGGAUUACUUGCCCCCAGAAAUGAUCGAGCAGAGGACGUACAGCGAGAUGGUGGACCUGUGGUGCCUGGGCGUGCUCUGCUACGAGCUGCUGGUGGGGAAUCCCCCCUUCGAGAGCUCCUCCUACCACGAGACCUACAAGCGCAUCCUCAAGGUUGAUUUAAAGUUUCCUCCAGCAAUACCUUUGGGGGCCCAGGACUUGAUCAGCAAGCUCCUCAGAUACCAGCCCUCGGAGCGGCUGCCGCUGGCCCAGGUCCUGCAGCACCCGUGGGUGCAGGCCCAUUCUCGGAGGGUGGGGCCUCCACCCGCCCCGUCGGCUUCCUGAGCCCGGCCCGCCCCGGUUCCUGUUCCUGUGUGUUUGUUCAGGGAGCUCUCCUGGCCCCGCUAUCGUAUCUGCCUUUUGUGUCUUCCCUUUUAAAACAUAAGAUGCUAAUUAAUAAAAGAUUAAUCAUUUAUUUUUAAAUUUUUUAUUCAUUUUUGUUUUCUUUCUUUAUCUCUUCACCCGAGGAUAUUUUCCAUUGAUUUUUUUAGAGAGUGGAAAGGACAGGGAGAGACAGAGAGAAACAUCGGUGUGAGAUGUAGGGAGCGGUUAUAGGGUUAAGCCUCGGACUGAGCUGCUGGCAAAGUCGCA